This is a messenger RNA of Adelges cooleyi (spruce gall adelgid), 6410 nucleotides long. RefSeq names its product C3 and PZP-like alpha-2-macroglobulin domain-containing protein 8. The transcript is spliced from 24 exons. Gene Ontology annotation, cellular component: extracellular region. Gene Ontology annotation, molecular function: endopeptidase inhibitor activity. NCBI's taxonomy places the organism in Eukaryota, Metazoa, Arthropoda, Insecta, Hemiptera, Adelgidae. The record is from RefSeq and is a predicted model, not a curated record. The coding region runs from base 104 to 5470 and encodes 1788 amino acids.
CACACCGCUCGCGGAGUCUGUGACGGGAUGACUUUUGCUACACCGGCUGUAUCGCGCGCCAAGUCUCGUCGUUGUCGUCGUUAAUACGUUAAAACCGAAAGCCAUGGAAAAAAUUAAAAUGAUACCACUAUUGACGUUGGUGGUUGUGUUUUUUGCAUGCACCGCAUCUGAAAAAACCGACAACUGUUCAAGAGUUUUCAAUGUGGUCGCUCCCAAAGUGGCUGUUCCCGGCCAAAGGACUGCAGUGCUCGUCAGCUGGCAUCCGGGAUGCAGCCCCAAGGACGUGACCCUACGGCUAUUGCGCCAAAUACCUGUAACCGAACAACAACGAGCCGCCGACGAUGAGGUUUUGUCACACAACACCGUCACCAUACACGGAGACGGUAUCAUCCCGUUGACGGUUCCCACGCAAACGCCGGACACGUGUUACCUUCAGACGUUAACCAACUGCGCCAAUAACACCGACGCCAAUUGUACGUUGCAGACCACGUCCAAGCUUCGUCUGGUCGGUUCAGUGCGUGACGUGGUCGUACAAACUUCCAGCAAGUUUUACAAACCCGGAGAAACCAUUAAAUUCUGGCUAUUACCUUUGGACCACGAUCUUCGGACGGCUGAUGGCAUCACAAUGGACGUGUACAUAAAGAAUCCCCGGGGCACCAAAGUGGCUCUCUGGGACGAUGUGCCUACCAGUCACUCGAUCCCGUUCAGUUUUACACUGUCGGAAUUGGCAGCUGUGGGUGAGUGGGCCGUCGAGGUGGAAACCGAAGGGAUAAUCUUCAAAACCGUGGUAAACGUCAGCAACGUCAGAGGUGCGAACGAUCCGCCCAAACGCGAACAAACCAUUACCGAGGAACAUUUUGUCGAAUUGCGUUUUGGACAUGAAAUGAGACACAAGUAUAAACCCGGAUUGCCCUUCCUCGGAAAGGUUGAAGCUAUGAGCUCCGAAAAGAACCUGCGCGUUCGCGUUAAGGUGUUCGACAACUCCACUGCGAUAUACAGCCAGGACGUCGAGAUGCUGCAGGGAGAGGGUACAUUCGUUGUGCCUGCUAUACUAUCGGAUAGUGAAAUUAUUGUGCUCCAGGCCGAACUAGUUUCUGUCGAGGGAAAAGAAAUAGAAGGACACUACGUGUUGGCCAAAGAGUUCAUACAGAAAUGGAACUCGUCUUCGGAUUGCUAUUUGUUGGUCGAAGGAAUAGACCAUACAUUAGUGGCGAACGAGGAAGCUGAAGUGGCGGUGCUGUCAUCGUGUCCGUGUAAUCGUGAUGUAAAUUACGUUGUAACCACCGAAGGUCACGUGACAUACUGGCAUAAGUACAAACCUCAAGUUCAGAUGACGAAAAUCAUGGAUCAAGUGGAUAUUUGUCGGUUCAAUUUAACAUUCAACGUUGACUCUGUUAUGGCACCAACCAGUCAUUUGUUGGUUUACUACACCACCGAGGACGGGGAAACCAUAAAUGAUGUGAUCAGCUUCAAUGUGAAACAAACCGAUCCAAAGGUGAAAAUGAUGUUGAAAAAUAACAAAAACAACAACUGGUACCCCGAACAAGUUCUUCAAGUUAGCGUAAUGGCCGAAGAGAACUCUCUGGUUUGCUUGAUCGGCGGUAGAGGAACGGAAAACAAUUCACCGGUCAGAAACACCGACGACGACACGGAUCUCCUGGAAUCCGGCUUGUUGUUUUUGGAAAAAAGCUCAGACGGCAAAGUCACCACUUCCAGACAGAGUGACCUGUACCCUAAACAUCAUAGUUUCUUGGACACGUUUUCGAUGGAGCAGUUGUGGAUAUGGAAAUGUGAUAACUUCACAGGUGACAUUGUGAAAAAUGGAAUCAGCAUACAAGCACCGCCCAAAGCCGGUCAUUGGAAAUUGCGCAUGUUGACUGUCGGAAAUUCUGGUUUGAAAAUCACUGACACGAUAGACGUUAAGGUCACCAGCACUUUGGAAGUGGAUAUUCGCACUCCCGUCGACAUAAACGUUGGCGAGACUGUGCAAACCGACAUCUACGUCGCCAACAACGUCAACUCUUGUAUGGACGUGAACGCACUGCUCUCGUUGACCGAAGGGGCAGUGUUCAGCAGUUCAAAUCAACCCUUCGUGGCGGAAAAAAUGAGAUUGGGAGCUUAUGGUGCAACGUCGUUGAUCGUCAGAAUUACUGCGCUAAAAGAAGGCGUAAAAAAUUUAACCGUUGACAUUUCUGGAUUCGUGAGUGAAAAAUGCCACUCGGUCGACGACAGCCGCAAGACGGACGAAUCAGACAUUUUGAACAAUUCGUCUGCCAGCGUUGUCGUCAAGUCCGUAUCGAUCAACGUGCAUCCCGAAGGAGUCCAACGUCAGACUACCGACAGCGCAUAUUUUUGCGCCAAUGAACAACUUGUCGUGUCGACGACGUCGGAUUUCCGUUAUCAACAUGUGACGGCGCCUAAGAACCGAGAUGGGAUUGUGUUUGAAAUCCACGCGAAGAAAAGCGCUCACAUCCUAUUGAGUCAAGAGCGCAAACCCACCACCAUGAUGUAUCAAAUCGUCCUGGGCGAUUUGGACAAUACCAUCUCGUGGAUCGGUCGAGGAAAACACGGAAACGGCGUUCACCUAACAAGCCGCAACACGCCUGGAAUCCUAUCCGAAGAAGAACCUCGCACGUUUUGGAUCAGUUGGGAAAAAGGAGUGUUGGCUUUUGGUUACGGCCAAGAGAUCCACCAGUACCCGUUGCUGAAAUGGAAUAUGGACAAAAAAAUCAAAGUGAACCAUAUAGGUUUUGCGACCGUCGUGGGAACUACUGGGCAAUUCAGAGUCUGGAACUACAACAAUGAGGCUGGUUUUUCUCAAGUGUUACACUUGGAAACCCCGAAUUCGGUAAUAUCUGGAUCCGAGACCGGUACGUUGGUCGUCACCGGAGGACUCAAUUUCCCGUUCUUUGUGCAAAAUCAACCGAAAUUGUCCACAAGCUUGGUUUCGUUCCUCACAACGUUCACUCCACUACUGACUUCGGAGCACAACAACAACGGCACCGAAGAAAACUCAUUGGCGAAUCUCCUGUCGAAAACCAUACCCGUACUGCUCUCAUACCAAAACGUCGAUGGGUCUUUUGGAGAUCAUCCGAACAUUCCAUGCUAUUGGUGCAAUGUUCGCGUGCUUGAAAUUUUAUGGAGAAGUCAGUCUCACGUUGGCGUCGACCCUCAACUGAUUGACGGGUUGAAAAAUUGGAUACAAAAACAAACUUUGGAUGAUUUUUCCACCGUUGUGGCCAAAACCGAUUUGAAAACCAACCAAAUCAUUGCCGCUUGCGACACUUUGGCCACCUUAAUGGAGUUGGGCGUGGAAUCUGAAACCGACACGAAAAUCGCCAAUCAUAGUAAGUCAUUGGUCGAACAACGUUUGGAUGAAAUCGUCAAACCAUAUCCGCUGGCCCUGGCCAGUUACGCGUUAAUGAUGGCCAACAGUAAGCUCACAGCGAAAGCGUUGACAAAACUGCAAUCAUUAUCGACGAACCAGGAGAGUGAAUUCGGUUGGCCUAAAGUGCACUCGACGUCCGAUUGGUACGACGAAGUAGUCCCUCAGAAUAAAGGAAACAACAUUUCGAUUGACGAGUUCAAAGCUUCGUUGUACUGUUUGAUGAUAUAUUCGGCGAAACGUGACUUGAAAACAUCCGAACCCAUAGUCCGUUACCUGUACUACAGAACAAAGGUGUUGGACACUCAUCCAGAAUUGGCGUAUUUGGCCGUCAAAGCUUUUGCCAUGUUCGACAAAAUCGGAUCGGACCCCCAUCGGAAACUAACUGUUUCGCUAGCCACGUCUGGAAUGGAGUUAACCGACACUCUGGAAUUCGAUCCAAGCACCAAGUCACAGUACUUGCAUUUGCCGUCGCUUCCUACCAAAGUUUUCGUCUACGCCACAGGAGCUGGGUGCUCUACAAUUCAGGGCCGAGUCCUUUAUUCCACAUACAUUACGGCGGAAAACGACAACAAGCUAUUUGAUCUUUGGUCAGCGGUCACCGACGUCAUUCAACCGAGUAAAGGUUUUACAGACGAGACCUACGGCCAUUCGACCACUCUGAGACUUCAAACGUGCUUCAGAAUGAAUAACGAGUCGGAAGACGCGGUGAGGUUGGAGGUAAAACUGUUUUCUGGUUUCUAUUUCGAGCGAAUAUCCUACUCCAGCCUGCCGGACGUCCAUCACGGUUCACACUCGAAUCGCGUUUGGUUUGUCUUCUCGAAGGUGACCAAAGGCUGUAUCGUAUGCGUGUCUUAUACGGCAAAGAACGUCCAGAAAGUCACUGGAUUACGGCCGGCCUUGGCGAAGGUCUACGUUGUUUCUAAGCCGGAUCAGAGUGCGUACAAAUUGUUCCACGUGGACGAAGAGCAAAACCCGUUGGCCGAAGGAUUGACCGAUUUACAAAUGGCCGACUGGAUAACCAACGACACCAAUAGUUUGCCUGCUGUUGAAAACGAAAAUCCGUGCAAAUGCAACAACCGUUGCGAAUCGACACUGUCCAAAUUGGCACCGAAGACUACUACUGUCAUUCCUACAACUGCAAAACCGCCUACGUCGACGACUAAAAUCUUAUCUUCGACGGCCAACGUAAAAGCAUCAACUACGGCUAACGUAGCAGAACAGACAACGGCCGACGUAAAAGCAUUACCUACGGCUACCGUAACAGAACAGACGACGGCUAACGUAAAAGAAUCGACAGCGGCUAACGUAAAAGAAAUGAUAACGGCAAACGUAAACGAACCGACAACGGCUAACGUAGAAGAACCGACCACGGCUAAAGAACAAUUGUCGACUAGGGCCAACGUAGAAGCGCCGAGGAAGCCAAUGAUCGCCACGAUACCGAUGAAGUCCAAACGGGCCCCAGUAAAAUCAACCGGAAACGUCGUGAGAAACAUGAAAAAGCCCAAAAAGAACAGUGCCAAAGAACAAGACUCCAACUCCAAGCACCGGUCCGACGGAAACAAUUCCGAGUCACCAGACGCCGGACCUCCCAACGACAACAACAAGGGUAACUCCGAAACUGCGGCCAUAUCGUCGAAAACGGCCCAUUCCAAUACCGCAGCGAGGAACAACAAGCAAGGGCCAAGCUCCACGGCGAAGCCGACGACCACUGCGGCGGCGUCCAAGACCACCGUUGCGCCUGGUACGACCACUGCGACAUCGUCCAAGACGACCAUUGCGCCUGGUACGACCACUAUGGCUCCGUCCAAGACCGCGGCCACCACCCAACGCGCCGUCGCGCCGUCCACCACUUCGCCAUCGACGCCCAAGUCCAGUACGGCCGCCAACAAGGUGGUCGCGUCGUCCACGACGGCCAAACCGUCGACGGCCACGUCUCCGACCGUAAUGUCCACAACAGCGGCCAAGCCCACAAUGGCCAAACCGACGGCCACGGCCACAACGGCCAAACCGACGGCGCCCGACCUAGUUCUGGAUGCCGUAAAAAACAAAAAAAUCAACGGCGAAAAAUUCAACAAAAAAUAAUCACAUCGAAUGUCGUUUUAAAAAAUGCUCCAAAAAAAAAAAAAAACUAAUCCUUUUGUAAUUGUCGUUUAAAAAAAUCCUAAAAAUUACUCUUUCGCGUUUGUGUACAUUUUGUACAUAUACGGUUCUCUUUUGCCCAGAAUUGGGUAAAAAUAUGUCCUCCUCCUCGAGGAGAAACAUAUAAUAAAUCAUGACUAUUAUGUUUUAUGCCCACUCCUACAAUCGUACCACCCCUCCUUAUCUCUUAUCAGUCAAUAUAAUAAGUCAACAGAUUUUGAUCAUACAGAAAAAUGUUUAACAAACAAUUUUAAACUGACCCUCAACCAUAAAACUUACUCAUUUUUAUUAAAAAAAAUAUCCACCAAUAAAAUCUAAAAGCAUUAUUACAUCAGAUUCUAAUUUUUAACAUCUAUAAUGGGUAAAAUUAUAGAAAUAUUUUAUUUGUUUAUAAUUGUCCACUGCUUACAAAAAUUAUUAACUUAUUAAAACACUUAAAUUAACGCGACUCUAUAAAAAUUAAUUUUCAAAAGCUUUAGUAAACGUAAUAAUCUUUAAACAAUUUAAUUAUAAUUAUGUUGAAGAUGUCUAGUAAUGAUGUAUAAUAUCUUUUACUAUCUCUUACUUUUAUCUGUUUUUUUUUCAUUGAGUGACAAUCAAUCGAUUCGCGUUUCACAGUUGACGUUACCUUAGUGUUGUAAUCCGCCUUUUUAUUUGCCAUUUCCAAUUAUUAAGUACCCACAAAUAUAAUAUUAUAUAAACGUGCUCAAAUAAUGUUUAAUAGAAUUAAUGUGCCAAUUUUAGAAAACCAAUUUUUGGUGCUUUUUGCGUUUGGCUAGUCAAUUUGUUAUAUUAUUUGACAUUAUAAUAUUAUUACGUUCGAUUUUACUGUCACUAAACCGUGUCAAUGUCUUAUCUUACACGUAUAACGUUAUUAUUAAAU